Messenger RNA from Aplysia californica (California sea hare), 1068 nucleotides. RefSeq lists its product as uncharacterized. Bases 1 to 1068 code for a protein of 355 amino acids. The record is from RefSeq and is a predicted model, not a curated record. Gene Ontology annotation, biological process: neuropeptide signaling pathway. Gene Ontology annotation, molecular function: G protein-coupled peptide receptor activity. NCBI's taxonomy places the organism in Eukaryota, Metazoa, Mollusca, Gastropoda, Aplysiida, Aplysiidae. Gene Ontology annotation, cellular component: membrane. The transcript has a single exon.
AUGGCUUCAGUUGAAGAUCUGGUGGGUUUGUACAUGGGAUUUCUCGUGGCCCUGCCAGUGGCCCUGUUAGGUGUAGCGGCAAAUCUCAUCAACGCAGCUGUCUUUCUCCAUCAGGGCGUCAAGGACUGCGUGUCUGUCUGCUUGCUGGCGCUAACAAUCUCUGAUCUCUGCAGUGUUCUCAGCGGAGGUAUCAUCUACACCUACAACCUGCUUAUCCACUUUAACGUCUACUCAGUCAUUCACCCCUACUCCUUUGCCUAUGUCGUGAGCUACAUCUGCACUAUGUUUUACGACAUAUCACAAGCCGUGAUGGCUUUCGUUGCUCUGGAACGUUGUUUAUGCGUUGCUAUGCCGCUCAAGUUUAAAGAACUCUUCACUUUCAGAAGGGCCGUGGUUAUCGUCUCAGCCCUGUACAUUUUCACGGUGGCGGCGUACGUUCCUCACUACAUCAGUUCAGGGCUCGUAGGUCGCUGGGACCCCACAACCAACACCACCCGCCUGUUCCUCUGGGUCGCUGACUACAGACCGAGCGUUGAACUGUAUAUCCGGUUUUUUCUUCAGACAAGUAUGGCCUCUCUAUAUCAGGUCAUUGUCUUAGUGUCCACCUACGUCAUGGUGUGGAGUCUGGAAAGAUCAGCAAGAUUCCGGGGCCGUAUGGACGUUAUCCCACCCGGGACCGUCACAAAGGGAGCACAAGAAGGAUCAACUCAUUCCACGGGAACAGUCGAGGGGGAGAAGUCCGAACCGAACCAAGGAGUGGGUGGGAAGCAAGGCCAUAGUCAACACAUGUCAGAUAAGAACAUGAGAGUUGUGAAGACGGUCACCGCUCUGGCAGUUAUGUCUCUCCUCUGCAACUCUGUGCGACUUGUGGUUGUCUUCUUGACCAAAAUCGUGUCUGGCAUGACGUUCGCAGGGAGCUAUCGCAACGUGGUGGUUCUCCUGACCGUCGGGACGUUUGUUUGUCAGACAAUUAACUCCUCGGCCAACAUUCUUGUUUACUACAACAUGAAUACCAGUUUCAGGAAUACUUUGAAAACUAUGGUCACCGUUACAAUGUGCAGCCCGUAG